Messenger RNA from Quercus robur (English oak), 7325 nucleotides. RefSeq names its product disease resistance protein RUN1-like. Gene Ontology annotation, biological process: signal transduction; defense response. The record is from RefSeq and is a predicted model, not a curated record. Lineage: Eukaryota; Viridiplantae; Streptophyta; Magnoliopsida; Fagales; Fagaceae. Gene Ontology annotation, molecular function: ATP hydrolysis activity; protein binding; ADP binding. The transcript has 17 exons. Bases 254 to 5581 code for a protein of 1775 amino acids.
UGUAAGUAGUCAUUUUUCACACUUAUUCAUCCCUUAUAUUUCUUUCCUUUCAUUUUUUUUUUUCUUGAAAAAUGAAAAAAUCCAUAUCAAAUUGUUUUCUUCUUUCUAAUUGCCGUGAAGCAAGAGUUUCAACUUUCAGGGUUUAAACCUCGAGUUGGUUUUCUCAUUACCAAGAGUGCUUAAAUUCCGUACAAAAACAGGAGUGUUUUCAGGAGGUUUUGGAGGCCAUCGCUGCUGUAAUUCCUUCUCACAAAUGGCUUUAGUGGAGCUUAAAAGGGAGUCAUCACCGUCACCAUCUUCUUCUUCAACACGUCAGCCAAAAUACGAUGUAUUUCUUAGUUUUAGGGGUGAGGACACCCGUACUAAUUUUACUGACCAUCUGUAUGUUGCUUUGAAAGGAAAGGGGAUUAUUACUUUUAGGGAUGAAGAAGAACUCAAGAAAGGAGAACGUAUUUCUGAGCUCUUCAAAGCAAUUGAAGAAUCACAGUUUGCUAUUAUCAUUCUCUCAAGAAACUAUGCAUCUUCUACGUGGUGCUUGGAUGAGCUUGCCAAGAUUAUCAAAUGCGAGGAUGAAAUAGGACUGGAAGUUUUGCCAGUUUUUUACAAUGUGAGCCCAUCUAUUGUACGAAAACAAACAGAAACUUUUGAACAAGCCUUUAUUGAUUACCAGAAACGCUUUGAGGAUAACAUAGAAAAGGUGGAAACAUGGAGAGAUACUUUAAAAAAAGUGGCUGAUAUCAAAGGUUGGGAUCUGCAUCUACAAAAUAGGCUUGAGUCCGAAAUUAUCCAAGACAUUGUGAAACUAAUUAUGGAGAAAUUGAGUUCUAAAUCCUCAAGCAUUGAUAAAAAUUUGAUAGGAAUAAAAUCUAUGGUGGCAGAAUUGGUCCCACCGUAUUUAGGUUUUGGGAAUGAUAUUUACAUGAUGGGGAUUUGUGGUAUGGGGGGUCUAGGAAAAACAACUCUUGCUAAUGCUAUAUAUUACAAGUAUUCUGAUCACUUUGAAGGUUCUAGUUUUAUUGCCAAUGUUAGGGAAAGAUCAGAAAAAGGUGAACUGCAUGAAUUACAACAACAAUUGCUUGAUGAAAUUUUGGAGGGAAGUAAUACAAAGAUCUACAAUGUUCAAGUAGGAGUUGAAAAAAUCAAGAAGAGCAGGUUACGUCAUAAAAAAGUUCUACUUGUCCUAGAUGAUGUUAAUCACAAGGACCAAUUAGAAAAAUUGGCUGGAGAGCAUGAUUGGUUUGGAUUGGGUAGUUGGAUCAUCAUUACAACUAGAGAUAAACAUGUGUUGAUUGAUCAUGGAGUGCUUAAAAUAUAUAAGCCUAAUGGAUUAGAUAAUGAUGAUGCUUCAAAACUUUUUUGUUUGAAAGCCUUCAAAAAGGAGCAACCCAAAGAAGGUUAUAUGCAGCUCUCCCAGAAAGUUGUAGAAUAUGCUAGUGGCCUUCCAUUAGCUCUUGUUACUUUGGGUUCCUUUUUGGUUGGAAGAACAGUAAAAGAGUGGCAAUGUGCAUUGGGCAGUUUUAAAAAUAUUAAAGGAGAUAUACAUGAUAUACUUAAAAUAAGUUACAAUGGACUAGAGGAAAUGUGGAAGGAGAUCUUCUUAGAUAUUGCAUGUUUCUUUAGAGAAAGGUAUAAAGAUGAAGUAAUACAGAUAUUAGAGAAUUGUGGUUUUGAUGCAAGAAUUGGUAUAAGUGUUCUUGUGGAAAAAUCUCUCCUAACUGUGGAUGGCAAUGAAUAUUUGGGGAUGCAUGAUCUACUAGCAGAAAUGGGUCAAAAAAUUAUUCGUUUUGAAUCAGGUGGAAAGCUUGGAAAGCAAAGUCGGUUGUGGCUUGUUGAGGACUUGCUUCAUAUAUUGGAGAACGAUAUGGCAACAGAUUCAAUUCAAGCCAUAGUUGUCAAAGGCCGGAAAGAGGAUUUCAACCUUGAAGAAUUUUCUGAAGGGUUUUCAAAGAUGUCUAAUCUUAGAUUGCUGAUAAGUGAUAGAAUGAAUGCUCUUAAUGACCGAAGACAUCUUGCUCUUCCUAAUAACCUAAGAUAUCUUCGGUGGAAGUACUGUCCUUUUAAAUGUUUGGCAUCCAGUCACAAACGAAUGGCGUUUGUUCAACUUGACUUGCAGUACGGCAAAUUUGAUUAUCUUUGGGAAGGAGUAAUGCUUUCAGCCAAGUUAAAGUUCAUUGAUCUUAGUCAUUCCGAAAACCUUAUUAAGACACCUGACUUUUCAGGUGUUCCGAUACUAGAGGAACUAAACCUUUCUUACUGCUCUCGGUUGGUUGAGAUCCACCCAUCAAUUUUACACCUCAGCAGGCUUAGGUAUUUAAAUCUGCAACACUGCAAAUCUCUUAGGGAUCUUCCCAGCAUGUCUGUUGAAAUGCAGUCCCUUAAGCUUCUUAAUCUUUCUUAUUGCUCAAAAAUCGGUUCGUUUCCGAAAUUUACUGGAAUUAUGAAAAGCCUAUCGGAACUCAUUUUGCGUGGGACUGAUAUUAAGAAAGUAGCACCCUCAUCAAUCGAGUGUUUGACUGCCCUUACUUUAUUAGAUCUAAGUUUCUGCUUCAAUCUCGAAUGCCUUCCAAGCAACAUGGAUAAUUUGAGGUCUCUGGAAACACUCAAUCUUUCUUGGUGCGGUCAAUUGGUUGAGAUCCACCCAUCUAUUGGACAACUCAGCAAGCUUAGGUGUUUAGAUCUGCGAUACUGCGAGUCUCUUACCGAUCUUCCCAGCAUGUUUGCCGAAAUGCAGUCCCUUAUGGUUCUUGAUCUUGAUGGUUGCUCAAAAUUAAAUUCGUUUCCAAAAUUUACUGAAGUUAUGAAAAGCCUAUCGGAACUCUAUUUGGGUGGGACUGCCAUUAAGAAAGUAGCACCCUCAUCAUUCGACUGUUUGACUGCCCUUACUUUAUUAGAUCUAAGUGAGUGUGGAAAUCUCGAAUGUCUUCCAAGAAUGGAUAAUCUAAAGUCUCUUGAAGCACUAGAUCUUUCUGGAAGCUCAAAACUAAAAUCUUUGCAAAGGCUUCCAUCAACUGUAAGAUAUAAAAAUAUUGAAGGUUGUUCUUCCCUAAAACCAUCACCAGCACUGGUCAAAUUGAGUAUCUGGCCACAACCACUCUCCCAGUGGCUUCCGUAUGAUCAUGAGAGCGGGAGUCAAAUGGCAUCUACAAUAUUGUUAUAUUUCCUACAGGUACAGGGACUCCUUUGUUGUAAAACCGUUUAUGGAACUUCUUCCAAAGGGGAAGAGGAUGGAUCUAUAACUGAGUUUCUAAUAAUUAUGCCGUCAUGUUCAACUAAAAUAGUGGGGAAUUCAAUAAGCAUAGAGCUGCCUUCAAAUUGGUAUAAUAGUAAAUGGAUAGGAUUAGCUCUCUAUGCAUCACUAUCAGUACCAGAUGUAGGGUGGAAAGAUGGUAUUAGAGCUCAUGUGAUAGCUCAUAGUGAUAUGCCUCAAAAUCAAUGUGCCUCUGAACUUGUUACUACCACGAUGUGUUGUGGGGACAGUAUUUGCCUAUUGUAUUUGUCUCGUGAUGAUUGGUGUGCUAAAGUUGGGAAUGGUGAAUGCAGUCAGAUUAAGGUUAUAAUUGAGACCGAUAAAGGAACCAUUGAUGUGUGGGAAUGUGGGUUCAGUUUGAUAUACAAGCAAGAUGUGGACGAGUUCAACCAAAAAAAUGCACAAUGUUUGAUUGAGAGCUUUGGGAAAGGAUUCAUCUAUAAAUUAACUGUCAGUGAUGAUGAUGAUGUAAAUAUUGGUGGUAUAUACAACAGCAUAGAGACGGUGGAAACAUGGAGACCUACUUUAAGAGAGGUGGUUAGUACCUCCGGUUGGCAUCUGCAUCAACGAAAUAGACAUAAGUCAGAAUUUACCCAACAAAUUGUGGAAAAUAUUAUGGAGAAAUUGAGUCCAGAAUUCUCGGGCAUUACCAAAAACAUUUUAGGAAUAGAAUCUAUCAUGGCAGAAUUGAUCCCUUCGUAUUUAGAUGUAGGGAAUAAUGUUUACAUGAUAGGGAUUUUUGGUAUGGGGGGGCUGGGAAAGACAACUCUUGCUAGAGCUAUUUAUCAUAGGUAUUCUAAAUUCUUUGAAGGUUCUAGUUUUAUUCACAGCGUUAGGGAAAGAUCAGAACCCUCUUUGCUUGAAUUACAACAACAACUACUUGAAAACAUUUUGGGGGAAAGUCAUAAAAAGAUAUGGGAUGUUAAUGAAGGAGCUGACAUAAUCAAGAGAAGAUUAAGUCAGAAAAAAGUUCUAAUUGUCCUAGAUGAUGUUAGUCACAUGGACCAAUUAGAAAAAUUGGCUGGAGAGCAUGACUGGUUUGGAUUGGGUAGUUGGAUCAUCAUAACAACUAGAGAUGAACAUUUGUUGGUCUAUCAUGGAGUGCUUAAAAUAUAUAAGCCUAAUGGAUUAAAUAAUGAUGAUGCCUUAAAACUUUUUUGUUUGAAAGCUUUCAAAAAGGAGCAACCCAAAGAAAGUUAUAUGGAGCUCGCCAAGAAAUUUGUAAAAUAUGCUUGUGGCCUUCCAUUAAUUCUUGUUACUUUGGGUUCAUUUUUCAAUAGAAGAACAAUAGUUGAGUGGAUAAGUGUACUGAACAGUCUUCAAAAAGUUAGAGGAAAAUAUUUUGAUAUACUUAAAAUAAGUUAUGAUGGACUGGAGGAAAUGUGGAAGGAGAUAUUCUUAGAUAUUGCAUGUUUCUUUAGACAAUGGAAGAAAAAUCAAGUAAUACAUAUAUUAGAGAAUUGUGGUUUUAAUGCAAGAAUUGGUAUAAGUGUUCUCGUGAAAAAAUCUCUCCUUACCGUGGAUGACAAUGGAUAUUUGGGGAUGCAUGAUCUACUAGCAGAAAUGGGUCAAGAAAUUGUUCGUUUUGAAUCAGGUGGAGAGCUUGGAAAGCAAAGUCGGUUGUGGCAUUUUGAGGACUUGCUUUAUGUAUUGGAGAACGAUAUGGCAACAGAAGCAAUUCAAGCCAUAGUCGUUCAUUACAGGAAAGAGGAUUCCAACUUUGAAGAAUUUCCUGAAGUGUUAUCAAAGAUGUCUAAUCUUAGAUUGAUGAUAAUUGAUAAGACAGACUACUUGUAUGACCAAGGACAUCUUGUUGUUCCUAAUGACCAAAGACAACUUUUUGUUCCCAAUCAACUAAGGCAUCUUUCAUGGAAUUGCUGUCCUUUAAAAUGUUUGUCAUCCAGUUCCCAACCAAAGAAGCUUGUUCAACUUGACUUGCAAUGUAGCAGAAUUGAAUAUCUUUGGGAAGGAGUAAUGCUUUCAGCCAAGUUAAAGUUUAUUGAUCUUAGUGAUUCCCGAAACCUUAUUAGGACACCUGACUUUUCUGGUGUUCCGAUACUUGAGGAAAUAAAUCUUUCUGGAUGUGUUAGUUUGGUUAAGAUCCACCCAUCUAUUGGACAACUCAACAGGCUUAGGUAUUUAGAUCUGCGGUACUGUGAAUCUCUUACCGAUCUUCCCAGCAUGUCUGCUGAAAUGCAGUCCCUUGCGGUUCUUAAUCUUGAUGGUUGCUCAAAAUUAAAUUCGUUUCCGAAAUUUACUGGAACUAUGAAAAGCCUAUCGGAACUCUAUUUGGAUGAGACUGCUAUUAAGAAAGUAGCACCCUCAUUAAUUUGACUGUCUGACUGCCCUUACUGUAUUAGAUCUAAGUUUUUGCACAAAUCUCGAAUGUCUUCCAAGCAACAUGGAUAAUUUGAGGUCUCUUCAAAAACUCACUCUUUGCGGAUGCUCAAAACUAAAAUCGUUGCCAAGGUUUCCACCAACUGUAAGAUUUAUAAAUGCUGAAUAUUGUAAUUCCCUAAAAUGGACACUAGCACGGGUCAAAUUGAGUAGCUGGUCACAACCUCUCUCCCAAUGGUGUUCGUUUGAUGAGGUCGGCAGUCGAUUGGAAUUUACAAUAUUGUUCCAUUUCCUACAGGAACUCCUUUGUCGUAAAACUGUUUAUAAAAUUCCAUCAUGUUUAAUUCAUCAAAGUGAAGGAAAUUCAAUAAGCAUAGACUUGCCUUCAAAUUGGUAUAAUAGUAAAUGGAUAGGAUUCGCUCUCUGGGUAUCAGUAUCAGAUAUUAUAGCGAGGGAAUACGGUAUUAGAGCUCGUGUGAUAGCCCUUGGUGAUAUGCCUCUGAAUCGCUGUGCUUCUGAACUUUUUACUACCUGGAUACAUUGUGAGGUCAGAAUUUGCCUAUUGUAUUUGUCCCGUGAUGAGUGGUUUGCUGCUGUUGGGAAUGGUGAAUGCAGUCAGAUUAAGGUUAUAUUUGAAAACGAUAAAAGAACUAUUGAUGUGUGGGAAUGUGGGGUCAGUAUGAUAUACGAGCAAGAUGUGGACGAGUUCAACCAAACAAAUGCACAAUGUUUGAUUGAGAGCUUUGGGGAAGACGUAUCCAUCUAUAAAUUAACUGUUGGUGAUGAUGAUGAUGUAUAUACAGUUGGUGAUGAUGAUGAUGUAUAUACUGGUGAUGAUGAUGAUGAUUAUUAUUAUUAUUAUGAUGCAUACACAGUUAGUGAUGGUGAUGAUGAUGAUGAUUAUUAUGAUGCAUAUGCAGUUAGUGAUGAUAAUGAUUGACAUGAUGGCGAAAGAUGACACCUAGUGUGUGGGAUGAUUGGUGCAUGAAGGGCUUUAUACGGACAAGCCAAUGGGGCAGAGCUAUUCCUUCUGCAUAUGGGAGCUAUUCUUUCGCUUCAUCGUUCCUUCUGCUGGAAUGCUUUGCUUGGAAAUUACUUAUUUGUGCUACUAGCCUACUACAUGCCACAUGCAUUUGGAGCCACAGAAAAGUUUUCACUAAACGUGUUUCCUUACGCCUGAACUUAUCUAAACACUUGGGCUUCAAAUGAGUUGGGAGGUGGAAACCCACAAGCAGCUAAAAUGACUCUCAAGAUUGUAAUGGUUCUUGUAGUUGCAGAGAUGGUUAUCAUAGGCAUGAUUCUCUUCUUUUGCCGCAAUGUUUUGGGCUAUGCCUUCAGCAGAGAGAAGGAAGUUUUGGAUCAUGAUUUGUCUCUCUAUAAUCAUGGAUGGCUUACUAGCAGUACUUUCAGGGGAUUGCUAGAGGAAGUGGCAGGUAGCAUAUAGGAGCCUAUGUCAAUUUUGGGGCAUGUUAUCUGGUUGGGGUUCGAUUAAUCAUCGUUUUGGCCUUUAUUGUACACUGAAGAGGGAAAGGCCUGUAGAGUGGACUAUUGACAUUGUGCAUUGUACAAGCAUUUCUAUUUCUACUUGCUCUUAAAACAAGUUUCACAAAUUGGAAAAAAAAAUUCGUUAUUGCCAAGAAAAAAAAUCUCCCUCUCUUUAUAACUGGUUUUUCUCACACCAAAAACUACAAUUCAUGUUCAACUUGAUCAUAUAAUACGAAAAUUUGGAAUCUUAUAAUUU